UGAAGGAUUGGAAACCUCGUGUUUUCUCGCGAUACGUGAUUGACGACUGCUGCAGAAUUCAAACUAGCCGUUUUGAAAGUUCCCGAGCAAGAAAGCGGUUGGGGGGCAGUACAUUCUUCAGAUAUAAUAUUGCUAUCGCCAACUUUAAAUCCAAAGAUGUCAGAUCUAGAGGAUGAGAUUAAAGUGUUGCGGCGGAAGGUGCAGGAAGGAGAAGAGGCACUUCAGAGGGCUGGACAGUAUGGACUUCAACUCUUGGAUGACAAAAUGGAUCUGCACAACAAAUUGGAGGAACAACGAAUCGAGAUGUCCAAUGUCAUUGAGGCCCUGGAACAAGAGAAAUACUCUUUACAAAGGGAUGUUGAGCUAAAGGCCCGCAUGCUGGAGAGUCUGCGAUCAGAAUUUGAUCUCGUCAGAAACCAACAGAAACAUCAAAUGGAGCAGCAACAAACUCUGCUGGAGAGGAGCCAUGCUCUUGAGCUCAGCGAUUUAAAGAAUAAGUUGGAAAAAAUGAAGACAGAUUUAGAGGAGGCUCAACUUGCUGAGAAGCAGAUGAGACACAAGCUGGACCAGCAGUCUGAAGCACUAAACAGCAAAACCGAAGAACUUCGUGUCCUUACAGAACGUGCACAUGAAACAAUGUCCUCCGAGAUCCUUGAGCUGCAAAUGCAGAAGAUGGAUAUGGAAUCAGCAAUGGCGACUUUGGAGCAAGAGCUUCAGGAGGCACGAUACAAAGAAGAGCAACUACAUUUGGCCAACACCACCCUCCAGAGACAACUAGAGAGACUCACGGAAGAGAAGGAAGAGAGAGAGAGAGAGGCAGUGUCCUGCUACAAUUCUUUGGAGGUAGAGGACAAGAGAGCAGAGAUGGAGCGGCAGCUGAAAAGCAUGAAACGACAGCAUGAGUCUCUACAAAAGCAGCAUGCUCUCACCAAGCAACAUAUGCACCGCAUGAAGAUGCAGAUAGCCACCCUUAUGCAGCUCCAGGGCAACAGGGCUGACCCAGCACAGCUUGAACGACUGCAAUUCAUGUUAUCUGACAAAAACAAUGAGAUAGAAAGCUUGAUGAUGAAAGUAAGAGAGCUGGAGAAAGCGAAGAUGACUGUAAAAGACCAGCAUCCACCUGCCCCCUCUAAAGAAGGCGAGGUUAUGGAUGAGACUUAUUACACAGACCUAUUAAAAAUGCAACUUUCAAAUUCAAAGAAAGAUGCAGAGAAACUGAAGGAUGAGUUGUCCAUGGCGAGAAUGAAGGCUCUCUCUGAAAGUCAGAGAGUGUUGGAGUUGGAGAGGAAACUUUAUGGCACAGAGCAAGCACUAAAACAAAGACACAGUGACAAUAUGAGGCUCCAAGUCAAGCUUGAAGAACUAAAGAUGAAAUAUAUACCUAACGAGGUGAACAAAGUACAAGUACAGAAACGCCGCCGGGAGAAGUUUCCUGUAGCUGUUCCAGAGGAAAAAUCGGCACCUAGCAAAGAGGAACCUGCAACCAUGGACACUGAGCCAAGCAAGGGCUCUAGUACAGAGGAAAAAACCCUCAGUCAUCCUGUUGAGAAGCCGGUUGUGAUCCCCUUGCAGUCUGCACAACCCACAGAAGCCAACCCUGUCAUGUCCCGUGAAAGCAAGUCUGUCCGAAUCUGUGAGGAUCCCCCAGUCUGCAUUCCUGAUGCGCCCAGGUCUCCUGUAAGUGACUCCAAUAGCAAGAAUGAGGAUCAAACUCAUCAAAGCAGCGAAGAGGAGGAGAACUGGAGAACUGAAAGGAAGAGGAUAAAGUACCAACAGCCCACUCAUGUUAACUCAGAAAAAACUAUGGCAAACGAGUGUGCUCAACAGUAGUUUGGCUAUUGUAAAAUGUGAAUUCUUUAUAAAUAUUUGUCAUACUUAA
This is a messenger RNA of Sinocyclocheilus anshuiensis, 1879 nucleotides long. RefSeq names its product protein Spindly-like. Gene Ontology annotation, biological process: protein localization to kinetochore; mitotic spindle assembly checkpoint signaling; establishment of mitotic spindle orientation. The transcript is spliced from 11 exons. Gene Ontology annotation, molecular function: kinetochore binding. The record is from RefSeq and is a predicted model, not a curated record. NCBI's taxonomy places the organism in Eukaryota, Metazoa, Chordata, Actinopteri, Cypriniformes, Cyprinidae. Bases 157 to 1830 code for a protein of 557 amino acids. Gene Ontology annotation, cellular component: outer kinetochore; spindle pole.